AUGAUGAUAUGUGAUCUCUUGGAUACAACCACACACACAAGUACCAGGCAUUGCUACUCAGCUGAGCAAAAUGUCUUUCUCCUAGCAGUGGUGCUCAUCAUCAUAGAUUUCAAAUCCUUGACGAUGUGGCCAUGCUGUCCCUUCUUCCUUCUGCCACCUUCUCUCUUUGUCUGCCUGCUCUUCUUACCCUUGGGGCACUUCUGCCCUCCUGUGUGUAGCUGUAUGGACUACCACACUAUCGACUGCAGAGAUCAAGGACUCCCCAGGGUCCCUAGCCCGUUUCCCCUGGAUGUACGGAAACUUCUCAUAGCGGAUAACAACAUUCAGGAUAUACCAUCUGAUUUCUUUAUCUUUUAUGGAGAUCUGAUCUACUUGGACUUCAGCAAUAAUUCCAUCACCUCCAUAGAAGAGGGGACUUUCAGCAGCUCCACAAAGCUGGUUUUUUUAGACUUAAGCUACAAUAAUUUAACGCAGCUCGAUGCCGGGAUAUUCAGGUCGGCAGAAAAGCUGAUCAAAUUAAGCCUCGGGAACAAUAAUCUGGUGGAUGUUGAUGAGGCUGCUUUUGAGAACCUGGAGCAGCUCCAAGUGCUAGAGCUGAAUGACAAUAACUUGCAGACCCUCAGCGUGGCUGCCCUGGAAGGUCUUCCAUCUCUUCGGAUUAUACGCCUGGAGGGCAACCCUUGGAUCUGCGACUGUGACUUUGCCAACCUCUUCAGCUGGAUACAGGAGAAUGCAUCCAAGCUUCAGAAAGGUCUCCAUGAAAUCCAGUGUUCCCUGCCUGUGGAAAAUAGAAGAAUCUUUCUGAAUGAAUUAUCUGAUGUCAGCUUCAGUGAAUGCAAAUUUAAUUUAUCUUUAACGGACCUUUUUAUCAUCAUUUUCUCUGGAGUUGCAGUCUCCAUUGCUGCUAUUCUAUCAAGCUUCUUCUUGGCAGCAUUGGUACAUUGCUUCCAAAGAUGUGCUCCUAAUAAAGAGGGUGAGGAUGAAGACGACGAAGAAAGUGAGGGCUGAACAUUGUCUAUGUUCUCUUUAUGUUAAAAAUGGGAAAAUAAAAGAAAUAAGAAGAAAUGGAAGCGCUUUAAAUAUGUGAACUAAAUCCAACAAAUUAAUAAUGGCCCAACCAAAUCUCACUAAAGUCAAUGGUGGAAAGCACAAUGCACCUCUGAGAACAUAGCGGCUGGACUUCUCUUUCUAACCAAGAGACCAUGAAACUGGACAUUUCUGUGAUGUUUACUCAGACUUUGCAUUCAAAGUUGAAGGGAAGAGGACAUGGAAAGGAUGUGAAGAGAAGUCCUGUGUUUUAAGAAAAACUAACUUCUGACAGCCUUUAGAUUGCCUUCUUGAAUGGCUAUAAGCGCUUACUAGUUGGUUGUAACUACACUCCAGAAAGGAUCUGCUUUAUUGCAGGGCUUUGAGUUGGAAAUACAAAAGCAAUCAUAUAUCUUCCUCACUAGGACUAGGUAAAAGGGAGAUUCUGGUAAACGCUUCAACUUGCAGCAUGACAAAGUUCAGUCAAAAUAGUCCGUAGAUCUUGACAGAGUAGUAACAGAAGGCUAGCAUUUUCUUGAUAUAAAUAUCCACCCUUCAGCCAAUGACACUGAUUUUGGGCUUCACUGAAGCAAAGAAAUGUUUUACGUAAGCCAAUAUUGUUCUAGGUCUUAACAGCAAAGGGAACCUCUCAAUCACUGGCUGCUGAAAAGCAGCUACCCACCCAGUACAUUUGGCCAUGUACAAAUACAAAUGAUAACGUUCUUCUGUGUUGUUAGAUGCAAUGAGGCAAAGACAAUCCUUGUUUAAUAACGCUGGAUCUCAGUAUCUAUUCUACCGUAUCAUUCAAGCCCCAGCACAAUGCUGGCUUUCAUUACUCACCUGAAUAACUUGACUACUAUAAACAGGGGGUCACUCCAACUAGAAUUGCGACUGGAAUAGUAAUGCAUUGAAAUACCCUGGUGCUUUCAUUCUGCUUCUGCGUAACCAGAAUUUUGUGAUACCCAUGUUCAUUACAAAGAGACAUGAGGAUGAAGCAAAACCUGGGAAUUGAACAGCCCCAAACAUGGAGAGCUGCUUUGCAUUUCAAAAAUCGGUCCCUUCUCCUGAGCUAAGAUGCCCCAGUCUCUAUGGAGUUGGCAAUCUGGGUUGAUCAGAGUCUGAAUUACGGAACUCAAUGCAUGCCUCAUUACAAGUGGGUUUGAAGUAUGAGUAUAAGCAUGUCCCAUUAGGAAAUACAAAAAGAGCAAUUAAAAUAUUCAUACUUAAUACUGUGGUUUGCUUUCAGAAAGUAGAGGAGGAAAAAUAGGAUCUGUCUUGAAUACACACAUUAUUAGUUUGCCCUUGAAUAUAUACAUUAUUGGAGAUGAAGCCAAGUGUAAAAUUUUCUCUGGAUCAUUUUUCAGUCUAAAAUCCAUGAGUCGGGAUGUGCUGAAGCCUUAUUCACGUCAGUAGAAUUUAGUGAUAUGCUUUAAGAUAAGCGCCUGCUUACCUACUGCCCUGAAUAAGAUUGCUUUGAUGAAUAGGGGCAAAAAUAUACUCAUAUCUGGGGUUUCUCUUGUCCAUCCCUAUUACAAAGCAAUGAUCCUAACAGCCUUUUCACUGAAUAUAGGAUCAGAUUAUGUUUCUGUAAAGCAGAGAUUGCCAUGGAGUUUGUUCAGCCAAAGGGGUUCACAUUUAUCAAAGGAUAUACUUUAAAUAAUUUGUUCUCUGAAUAAUUAGCAUUAAAUAAAUUAUGAAAAAAAUGCCUUACGUGGAUCUGGGGUUAGAUAUGAGGAGAGCUUUCCCACUGUGGCAAGAUAACAUAAUCAAUUAUGAGUACUGGCCAACAAGAUCCUUCAAGCUGAUCCAUGUGGGCCCCUCCUUGUUGACUUCACCCAGGCUUAAAGACUUACCUGCAGAAUCAGGUAUGAAUCAUUUUGAAAUACUAAGGGCUAUAUUCUACUCAAUUACUGUGGUAUAAAUCCAGAGUGAUGACAGUUGAGGUCAGUGGUGUUCUCUUAAUGAACAGCAAUGAAGCAAGAGUAGAAUCUGGCCCUCAAAUCUUACAAUUCUGGCUGUACUGUAGUUCUUGUCAAAACUUGAUUUCAUCUACAGGAGCCUAGACAUUUUUGUUAAAAAAAAAUGAAAAUGAACAUUUGUUACAAGAGCUUUUUGGAAUAGUGCCGGACAGCUUUUUAGGACAAGUUUAUUUUUAACAAAUUUGUAAAGGAAAUAUUUUUUUAAAAAACAUACAUAUUGAAAAUAGUAUUUAGAAAAGCCAUGAAGGCUGAAAAUAAUAAUAAAUAAACAAGAAAAACCCAGCCUAAAGACUAUAUUCUAUUGCAGAACAAUCAGAUCUGACAAAAAGUAGCGUCUGUUUAACUGCUGUAAAAUUGGUAUUAUUUCUAUAAAGCUUUUCCUUUUCCUUUUCCUUUUGUUUUCUAUGUUUUUGCCUUGUACAGUUAAUGUGAACUGACUUGUAUGGCAAUCACCCCAAACCUUUUGUACCUAAAUAGUGUGCUAGUGCUCACAUAAAUGGAACUGGAAUUGUAUUGGCCUAUUAGAGGGGUAGCAUGGUCUAGUGGAUAGGGUGCAAGAUUAGGACUCAUUCUUUGCUGGCGACCAGCUGUGUGACCUUUGGCAAGUCACUUCACCUCUCUGCGCCACAGUUUCCUUGUCUGUAAAAUGGGGAUCCCAAUAUUUAGUUGCCUUCUUAAAAGUGCUUUGAGAUCUAUGGGUGAAACACAUUGUAUUGGGGUCAUGUAUUCUCAUCGCAUAAGGUAGGCCGGGGCACAAAAUAUACAAUAGAUCUCAUAUCGAUCUCACAUCACUCUAACUCCAUUGAUGUCAGAGGACGGACCCCUCAUUUACACCAGGCUGAGAUCAAAACCAGGCUCAGUGUAUUUCACUCCUCCUUAUCUUCCCAGCUUUUUCAGCUUGUUGUGAUGCUACAGCCACUGUCAGAAGAUGUUUUUUUUCUAGAAAUACAUUGCAACAAAAUUAGGCAGUACAGGAGAAGGAUAUGCUACAUCUGUACUGGCUUAUUCUAUUCUUGUUCUUUUAAGAAAAUGAAUUGACAUGAUUUUCAAUAUGUAGUGCCAUGAUUACAAAUAA
This is a messenger RNA of Alligator sinensis (Chinese alligator), 4080 nucleotides long. RefSeq names its product leucine rich repeat containing 38 (gene LRRC38). Gene Ontology annotation, molecular function: potassium channel activator activity; voltage-gated potassium channel activity; transmembrane transporter binding. NCBI's taxonomy places the organism in Eukaryota, Metazoa, Chordata, Crocodylia, Alligatoridae. Gene Ontology annotation, cellular component: voltage-gated potassium channel complex. The transcript has 2 exons. The coding region runs from base 1 to 1008 and encodes 335 amino acids. The record is from RefSeq and is a predicted model, not a curated record.